Molecule: messenger RNA, 2780 nt
Organism: Ostrea edulis (European flat oyster)
Lineage: Eukaryota; Metazoa; Mollusca; Bivalvia; Ostreida; Ostreidae
Product: DNA-directed RNA polymerase II subunit RPB7
Exons: 7
Coding region: 74-583 (169 amino acids)
Biological process (GO): positive regulation of translational initiation; transcription initiation at RNA polymerase II promoter; positive regulation of nuclear-transcribed mRNA poly(A) tail shortening
Cellular component (GO): P-body; RNA polymerase II, core complex
Molecular function (GO): single-stranded DNA binding; single-stranded RNA binding; translation initiation factor binding
Source: RefSeq, a predicted model, not a curated record
CAACCCGAAUAUUACAUGUCCUGUUUAACAAAACGUUGAUUAUCUUCCGGUGCUAGUAAUAAAGAGAAAGAUCAUGUUUUACCAUGUCUCAUUAGAACAUGAAAUUCUUCUUCACCCAAGAUAUUUUGGACCAAAUUUACUCAAUAUCGUGAAACAGAAACUGUUCACUGAGGUUGAGGGAACAUGCACUGGAAAAUAUGGAUUUGUGAUAGCAGUUACAACUAUUGAUAAUAUAGGAGCAGGAACAAUACAACCCAGUCGAGGCUUCGUGGUCUAUCCAGUAAAAUAUAAAGCCAUUGUGUUCAGACCAUUCAAAGGCGAAGUUCUUGAUGCUGUUGUCACUCAGGUGAACAAGGUUGGAUUAUUUACAGAAAUAGGACCCUUAUCAUGUUUUGUAUCAAGACACUCAAUACCUGCCAACAUGGAGUUUGAUCCCAAUUCCAACCCACCCUGCUACAAGAACAAAGAAGAGGAUGAAGUAAUUCAACAAGAUGAUGAAAUCAGACUCAAAAUAGUGGGAACAAGGGUUGAUGCAAAAGAUAUUUUCGCAAUUGGAACUUUAAUGGAUGAUUAUUUAGGUUAGUAUUGGAUACCAGUAUUUAGAUGCAGACAGUUCAGCUUGAGAAAUUCCAAAGGCAUCUUUUUACAAUACAUGUAUUCAACAGAUUCUGAUACAUGUACAUAUCAUUAACUUAAAUAUCUGGUCUGGUGAUCUAAUUUACGAGAUCAUAGAUAUUAAUUGAUGUGUUGUAGUGUUAAAUCAUUAAUUAUGCCACCAUAAAAAAACGGGGUCUGUUGGUUUGCACCUGUUGGUCUGUUGUCCACUCAAUAUUUUAAGAACCCUUUGCUUGACAGACAUCAAAUUUGUUAUCUUGGUUUCCCCUAAAGAGUAGAUGACCCCUAUAGAUAAUCAGGGUCGGACUACUCUGGAGAGGAAAAGAUAUUGUCCGCUCAAUAUCUUGAGAACCCUUUGCUUGACAGACAUCAAACUCGGUAUACUGGUCCCUUCUGAGAAAGAGAUGUCCCUUAUUGAUUUUGAGGUCACAAGGUCAAAGGUCAAUCUACUCUGGACAUAAGCAGAUAUUGUCAACUUCAGAUGUUGAGAACUUGAAACUUGGACCACUGGUAUCCCCAUUUUUAUGCCCCCAGAAUCAAAGAUUCAGGACCUGUCUGUGGCAAAAACUUUAACCUUGGUAAUAUCUUUUAUACCAUUUGAGGUAUAGCUUUCAUAUUUUGUAUGUGUAUUCCUUGUGUCAAGACCUUUCCAUUGACACCAAAAUCUUUGACCUGGUGACCUUAACAUUAACCUUUGACCUACUUGUUGGAAAUUUGAAUAUAAGCCAUACCUUUCAAAUUGUGAAGAGGUACUGCUUUUAUAUUAAGCACGUGCAUUUCUUGUGAGAAGACCUUUCCAACGAUACUAGAUUUGUUGACUUUGUGACCUUAACAGUGACCUAGUUUUUGGAAAAAUACAAUGUCUUACAGUUUCACUUUGUUGUAAUCCAGGGGCAUCAGUGUUUCUUAAACACAUCUUAUUAUAUCCCCCGCAACAAGUUGUGGGGGGGUAUACUGGAAUCAGGUUGUCCGUCUGUCUGUCCGUCCGUCCAUCCGUCUGUAGACGCAGUGGUUUCCGGUCUCUAAAGCAUUAUCCUUUCCACCUACCGUCACCAAAUCAUAUAUAUGGACUACCCAUGGGAUGAAGAUGUUCUCUAUUGAUUUUGGGGUCAAAAGGUCAAAGGUCAAGCGCACUGGACAUCGAAGUAGCAAUAUGGUUUCCAGGCUCUAAAGCGUUAUCCUUUCCACCUACAGUCACCAUAUCAUACAUAUGGACUACCCAUGGGAUGAAGAUGUUCCCUAUCGAUUUUGGGGUCAAAAGGUCAAAGGUCAUGCACACUGGACAUCGAAGUAGCAAUAUGGUUUCCGGGCUCUAAAGCAUUAUCCUUUCCACCUACAGUCACCAUAUCAUACAUAUGGACUACCCAUGGGAUGAAGAUGUUCCCUAUCGAUUUUGGGGUCAAAAGGUCAAAGGUCACGCGCACUGGACAUCGAAGUAGCAAUAUGGUUCGGUUUGUCAUGCCAUUUGUUUUUUACACUCAGAAAAGAGGUAGUUUAUACCUAUUACCAACACCCUUUGGGAGAUUGGGGUAAGCGGGGGGGGGGGGGGGGGGGGGGUAUUCUUAGUGAGCAUUGCUCACAGUACCUCUUGUUUUUAAUAUCUUUUGAUUAUAGACAAUUAAAUUUGAACUUUUUCAAUAUUCCCACUUGGUGGCAUAUAUGUUAUAUUAGAUAUAUCUUGUUUUUAUUCUUUUGUGGUAUGUAUAUACCCAAGAAAUUAAGUCUUCCAUGAAAAUCUCAACAGCUUUAUACCUUUUCACCCAUGAAAUUAUUACCGGUACAUGUUUAUUUUUCUCAAAAUAUGAAAAUUUUACCCCCCAAAAAUUACAUGAUAUUGCAGUAUUUUGAAUAUGGUACUCAAUACAACACUUUCAGCAUAACUUUAUGGCCAUUGAUCAGACAAAUUUCUCAAAUAUAACUUUUAUUUGUUAAAUCAGAUUUUGAUACAAUUCUUAGAUAAGAUUAUAGUGUGUUUUGCUACUUAUAAUUAUUGUGGCUUAAUAGUGUAUAUAUGAUAAUAACCAACAAAGACAAGUACACAUCUUGAUGAUAGGUUUUUUUCUUCUGUUUUCAGGUCUUUGAUUUUGUCCAAGAAGAUAAGAGUACACAACACAAUCAUGAUCAUUGUAAAUAGGAAUCACUCAUUAAACUUUUUUUUAUCUUUA